Papilio polytes (common Mormon) is the source of this 2778-nucleotide messenger RNA. RefSeq lists its product as uncharacterized. The record is from RefSeq and is a predicted model, not a curated record. The coding region runs from base 424 to 2250 and encodes 608 amino acids. The transcript is spliced from 3 exons. NCBI's taxonomy places the organism in Eukaryota, Metazoa, Arthropoda, Insecta, Lepidoptera, Papilionidae.
UAUUGUUUUGUAUAACUUUAGUCUGACACUUAAGUUCCGUUGUAAGAUAUUAUUUGGAUGUGGAUAUACUAAAACUUGAACUUAAAAUAAGUUAUAAUUCACUGAUCAUACGUUUAAGAAAAGUGUUACUUAGUGUAUUGUUUUGAAGUUUUAACUUAGUUCUACGACGUGAGCGUAAUAUCGUAGAAUAUUUUAAUUUGACCAUGAAACUUUUUAUAGGUUUUGUAAUGACGUCAUAUUCAUACACCAUAGGUUUAUUGAGUGAUAUAAUUAAAUAAUAACCAUUUGAAGACUUUAGAAAGGUUAGAUUUAAUGUAAACUGAUAAGAAUAUGCGGUAAAUUCAAGCGAAGAGACUAUUUCAAAGUUUUGUUAUGACUCAUAGUCGAUGUUCAUGAAUACCGAUUUCAACUUUAACUAGUAAAAUGACUGAGAAUAGUAAAAAAAGAUCAAAUAGUUUCCGUAAAAUAUUUCCAAAUCUAUUCUUCACUCAUCGUUCUAAGGACAAGAAUAGCAGUAAAGAAUAUGGAGCCAGUCAUAAAAACGUAGCAGAAAUUAAUGCAAACAAAAAUCAGUACCAAAACCCUCGAACCUUAGUAGAUAAAAAAUCAUUUAUUCAAGAGUCAGACACCUCUCAAGAACGGAUUUAUGAAAACUUGGCAGCGACCCAUAGAUUGGAAAACGAUCGCAUUGUGGACCUUUCGAGCAAUAAUUCUUCCAGUAGUACAUUAGUUUCAGAUAAUAUAAAACAUCCAACAGAUUUCGCAGACAUACCAAAAAAUGGAAACUUCUAUACCACUUAUAUGGCAAGACCGCAAGUGCCGCCGAAACCCCAAGGUGAAAUAAUGCAAUCAACAUCACCGAGACCUCAAAAGGUAAAUGACUUUAAUAAUAGUCAAUAUCCAGAUGUAUACUACCAUUCCUUAGAAAAACUAAUAGACAAGAUAACUCCACUUGAUGAAAUUGAAAUUUACAAAGCGUCCCAAGCUCAAGCGAAUCCAGCAUCGGUCGGUGCGGAGAUUAAAAGAGUAAGCACGAAAUUCCUCAUUUCACCAAAAAAAGAAGCUGAAGUACGAACUAUUCAACCGACCAGAGCUCGAAGUCUUUCUUUAGACAAAAACAAUCCUCGGAAUACUUCGAAACAAAGUGAAGACUCUGCACAAAACCACGAUUAUGUUAAGAAACCUUAUAAUUAUUCUGCACCCACUUCACCAGUUGCUGUAAAUCCAAAAAGACCCAAUAUUCCGAAAACAGUGUCUCCUUAUGGACACGUAAGAAAAACGAUGAUAGAAACAGAAGAAAAACGAAAUUCAAUAAGUAGGUCAAGCAUUGGUAACAAAUCAACACCUUCACCUAGACCCCAAUACCUUGACAUAACUAAACCUCCUACGCCUAGAAGUAGCAACGGAGACAACGAUAAAGAAAAGACGCGUCAGAAAAUUGAGGCCUUUUAUUGGCAGAAACUCAAAGAAUUGAAAGAAAAAGAAGACGAUCAUUUAUUAAAGCAAUCUUUGGAUAACAUCCAUAUUUCACCACAAAAAUUUAACACGGUAUACUCUAGUUCCAAUUGUAGUACACCGAGUUCCUUUGUAAUUGAACCAAAAAGUUACAGUUUACCGCGAGGGCGGGACUUGAAUUACAACAUGGCCCAACCAAUUUACGCACUUCCACCUUUUGCGAGAGGCGCUCCAGAGCGGCGGACUGAUUCAUUCAUACGAAAUCGCACAGCCGACGCAGAUGCAGACAUCGUGUAUAGACAAAUGCGUAAAUCUAGUUCAAGAACUACGUCACCAGUAGUUAACAGACAAAUGCCGAUUUUUCAACGCGGUUCUUUAACGCCGGACGGAAGACACAACAUUUAUCAACCAAAACGAGUGAGCUUCGAGGAGCAGUACGCUAAAACUUCUCUACCAAACAAUAGUGAAGUUCCAAAAAGUGUUGCGUUAGAUGUGAAGUUAUCGAAUGACAGUUACAAAAUAUUGAGUGCCCGGAACGCUUUGUUCACGAGUAAAAUAAAUAGUUCGGGAUCUCAGGACUAUGGAACUCCACCUAAACCUCCAGUUCGGACAACUAGUGUAGACAGUGUCGGAAAAAUAAACAAAAUCGUAAACAAAAACACUGCGUACUUAACACGAGGAAAUCAUUCUGUAUACUCGGAGUCUGAAAGCGGUUCGGAGGCUGGCGAAAUUCAAAAAAUUUUGCAGAGAACUUCACAAAAUGAUCAUUUCAAUCUUUUUGACGUCAGGCCUUGAGUUGCGCAUUGCGCAGUUUUCUCUCCCAUACCGCUAUGCUCCACAUUACCUAAAAAAUUGAGCUGCGCACGCACCCGCUCGAAUGUCUGACUUUAAGAUGACAAACACCAUACAAGAGUUAGAGCAGUUAUGAAGUGACGUUGCUAUUCGAAAAUCCACAUGCUAGAAAAGUAUCUUGAAAAGUCUUUGUUAUAACAAAGACUUUCCGGAAACUACAAACAAACAAAACAACGAACGUUAAACGAACAACGUUAUGAGAUUCCAACGUGACGGAACGACAAAAAUACGACGUAGAUGUGUGCGAUGUUUUACGUAGUUUACAGUUUCCCGUCCCCUGACACGGUCUAACAAAACACUGUUAACAGACUGUCCGCUUUCCACUGUCCAACAUUGCUCAUGUAUAUUUCAUGUAUGCAAAUUUUAGUUACCCUUCUGGCAGCGCGCAAAAUUUCCUCUGAGCCUUUGAAACUUCAGUUUUGUGAGUUUAUUUUGAAUACAUCAGCGUACGAUAACGUGAUUUAUAUAUUU